AUGAGGCCUGAGGGGGGUGGGACGAUGCUGAUAAAGGCCUGGAGGCAGCUCCCACCCUUCCUCAGCACUGCUGCCCACAUGCAGCCCCGGACACAGCCCGUAGCCCAGGCCCUGCCCUUCUCCCUUGGAGGGGUCCUGCGAGAUGCUGGGCUCCGAGUGCCUGUCAUGAAGACAGGCACAGGGUGGGAGGGCCUGCAGCGGACCCUGAAGGAGGUCGCCUACAUCCUCCUCUGCUGCUGGUGUAUCAAGGAGCUGCUGGAUUAAGGCAUGAGAGAGCUGCCUCCUCUCCCCAGCUGGCAUCACUCAAGCCCCCAGCCCAACUCCCGUCAAGACUCCUGGGGCCAGCCGUGCUUGAACCAAGGAUGGGCCACAAACCACGAGUGAAGUGUGGAUCCAUCUGUCAGACCUGCCUCAUCUCUGGGCCUCCUCCGUUCCCGUGGGCAGGAGCUUGGCCUGCUGACAAGGCCCCCAGUAAGAGCUCCUCCCAGCCUGGCACAGCGAGCCCGCCAGCCCAGAUGCUUCAUCUUAGCGCACCCGCUUAGGACCAGGAAUGGGCUGCUCCCUAAGCUCCAGGUCUCUGUUUGAGAAUCACUCAUCUGUAGAUAUAAUAAAUAGGCUUUGAGGUCAAAAGUUUCAAAUGUCUGAAAGGCGAUCAGAAAAAAUCAGCACUAGAAGGGUCUUGCAGCCAGGGUGCAGA
Trichechus manatus latirostris (Florida manatee) is the source of this 697-nucleotide messenger RNA. It is a transcript of the gene LENEP, whose product is annotated as lens epithelial protein. Gene Ontology annotation, biological process: multicellular organism development. The record is from RefSeq and is a predicted model, not a curated record. Lineage: Eukaryota; Metazoa; Chordata; Mammalia; Sirenia; Trichechidae.